CCUCAGAGGCUGAGUCAUGCAGGUGCUUAAAUUAAUGACAUUCAGUGAGAGAAACACCAUUUGCCAUAUCCAUCAUGGAAGAAGAUAAAGGCUUGCCCGCGAGGCCGUGGGACACUUUUCAAGAGGUCCCCGUCAUCGAAGAUGAGCAAACACCCUGGAAACUGAUCAAACUACUAAAGAUCGUCUCUCUGAGUCUAGUUGCACUGAUUGUGUUUGGAUUGGCUCUAUGUAGCAAGACGUCUUUCCUCCUCCUCAUCACCAUGUCCAAUGAAGGCACAAAGACCAUCCCAGAUGACCAGAAACCUGUCAUUCUGUUGUGUAUCGGCUGCUCUCUCAUUGCCUCCAGUGUCUUUCUAUUUCUCAAAAGCAUCUGGAAGGCAUGUUACAAAACAUCAAAGCUGCCAAGAAAAGCAACUAUUGCCCUGGUUCUGUUCUUUGAGUUUCUGGUGUCUGUGGGAGCAGCAAUUCUCACCAUUGUGGCGAUGCCACACUUGGACAUCGUGACCAACGUGACAAUACUGAACGGUGUAGCGGUCCUCUCUACACUCCUACAGGUGAUCGCUCAGUGCACUGCCAAGGAAAGGAACCGCUUCCUGCUGCCAUCCAUCACAGCCUUCAUCCUCAUUUUGCUCGGUUACGCCCUGUUCCUUGCCUUAUACAUCAUGAAGGAUCCUACUGAUAUCAAGAUGGCCAUUUGGGUGGGUCUGGCUGUUGGUGGGUCCUUCCUGGUGUCUUUCAACUGGUGGGAGACCUACUUCAGACUGAUUGGUGAUAACAGCAGCUCAGUCUUCCUCAAGAGCUUGUGUAAAGACAUGACUAAGUGCCAGAACGUCCUGCAUAUCCUCUCCAGCCUGCUCAGGAUUGUGGUGACCGCCUGUGUGCUUGGAGCCUACGUCCCUCUGGCCAAAAUGGACUGGGUAAUCGUGAAAUCCAUCCCGAGCCGUGAGACAAGGAUUAUAGCCAUCACCAUUGGGAUCCAGCUGAUCUCCUCAGCACUCUGCCACUGGUUCGCUGUUGCAGCCUGCAAGAUGCACGCCCUGCGACGAUGCUUCAUCCUGCCUUUGUACCUGGCCUCUCUGGCUGUUAUGGCUCUGCUUGUCGUCCCUGUCAUUGUUUACUAUCAGGAAUACAGAAUAAGUCUGAACGGGACAGCAAGCAUCAACUUCACAAGCUACUGUAGUGUGGUUGUGGAUGGAAGAAACCAAAGUCUGAAGGACAGUGUGUUCCCAAAUCUGGUUUUAGAUGUUACACACACUCUGUGCUUCCUGGACAUGUCCAAAAUAACUGACGUUGGCAUACUGACAGGUUCAGCAGUGUCCUGGUGGCUUGGGCUUGUGUUGGCCACUCUCCACCUGUGGUACCUCAAUGUGUAUCGCAUUCAGAGAACCCAAGACCUGUUUGUCAGGAGACUGUAUGAAGGAGCCUUUAUUGAGCAGUCCCUGCUACUCAACACCCGGUUUGACAUCCAGGCCAAGGGCAGGAAGAAGAAUUUGAAGGCACUUGAAACGGUGAUGGUGUACCUGUGUGCAACCAUGUGGCAUGAGACCUACGAUGAGAUGAUGAAUAUCAUUAUCUCAAUAUUCAGACUGGACAAGUACAGACCAAAGACAGACCCAAAGUACAAUGAUUUCACUUUUGAAGCCCAUAUCUACUUUGAUGAUGCAUUUGAACAUGUUGAAGGGAGUCAGGAGCGUCACCUCAACAAAUAUGCAAAGAAUCUUGUGGAAAUCAUUGCUGAAGUUUACAACAUUUUCACAAACAUCGAUAAGAAGUUAUUCAAACAGCAGCAGCAGUUCCCUGAUCAGAAGGUCAUAAGGACACCGUACGGAGGUCGUGUUGUCAUCACUAUGCCUCAUGGGAACAACAUUGUGGUCCACUUCAAGGACAAAGAACUCAUCCGCCACAAGAAGAGAUGGUCUCAGGUCAUGUACCUUUAUUAUCUUCUGGGCUGGAAACUCAUGACAAAAUAUUAUAGGCGCUGGAAGAUGGGAGGGGAAGAAAAAGAACUGGAAGCAGAGGUCCAGAAAGAGAAGCACAACACCUAUCUCCUGGCUUUGGACGGGGACACUGACUUCCAGCCGGCUGCUGUGAUGCUGCUCAUCGAUCGUCUGAAAAUGUACCCACGUGUCGGAGCAGCAUGUGGCAGGAUUCACCCCACUGGAUCAGGUCCUGCAGUGUGGUUCCAGAAGUUUGAGUACGCUAUCAGCCACUGGCUGCAGAAGACAGCAGAGCACGUGUUCGGCUGUGUGCUGUGCAGCCCUGGUUGCUUCAGUCUGUUUAGAGCAGCGGCGCUGAUGGACAACAACGUGAUGAAAAAAUACUCUACCAAGUCCAUGGAGGCGAGUCACUACAUCCAGUACGACCAAGGUGAGGACCGCUGGCUCUGCACUCUGCUGCUGAAGCAGGGAUGGAGGGUGGAGUACAAUGCAGCCUCUGAUGCCUACACCAACGCACCUGAAGACUUCAAAGAACUCUACAACCAGCGUCGGCGAUGGGGACCGUCCACAAUGGCCAAUGUGGUGGAUCUGCUGGGCUCCUCAAACAUUAUUUCCCAGAAGAACCCAUCCAUAUCCAAACCUUUCAUGUUCUACCAGCUCUUUUCCAUCAUCUCAGCCAUUCUGGCACCUGCCACCAUCUGCCUUUUGGUUGCAGGCAGUUUGGCCUUCAUCUUAAAUAUCCAUUCUGCUGCUGCUCUGGUCAUGUCUGUGAUUCCUCCUGCCAUCUACCUGGGUCUUUGCUUCAAGCUCAAGGCUGACACUCAGAUCACUAUUGCAGCAGUCCUGAGUGUCAUGUAUGCAUUCCUCAUGUUGGUGGUGACGAUGUCCAUUAUUGGCUCAAUGGUGAAGGACAAAACCAUCCUGACCCCCAGCAGCAUUUUUGUUAUCGCCAUGACCACCAUUUACAUCAUCACUGCCAUAAUGCAUCCUCAGGAAUUCCCUAUAGUGUUCUAUGGCGUUCUCUACAUUAUCUGCAUCCCCAGUGCCUACCUCCUGCUCACCAUCUACUCCAUGGUCAACAUGAACAACGUGUCCUGGGGCACCAGGGAGACAAAACCUGCUGCUGGGGCUGCCACACCUGCAGCUAAUACCCCACAAACAACGAAGCAGAAAGGUAGAUUUUAUUUCUGUGGCACACAGUGCAACACUAGACCGGUAUUAUUGUUUGUGCUGACUGAACUGGGGAUGAUUUUUAUUCUUGCAGCCAAAAGGACUUUCCAACGGUUCUUCUCGUGGGUUAAAUGUUGUAAUAAAUCCAACAGAAGGUCUGGCGAAAGCCAGCUCUGUGUAAACCAGGAGAACAUGAUCCCAGAACCUGCACAACCCGAACCUCAGCCCCAAAACACAAUUGUAGAAGACAUAGGGAUCCCAGAGGAAGAACAGAGGCAAGCACCACCUGUUUUCGACUGUCCUAGCCAAUGUUGGGUCACACAACUACAGGAGUCAUCCAACGACAUGCGACUGCAGGAGGACUCACUCGACCAGGAGGAGCAGGAGUUCUGGAUGGAGCUUCAGGGGAGGUACCUUAAACCUCUGCCUGAUGACAAAGAGAGACAAAAAAAGAUUGCCAGUGACCUGCGGGAGCUGAGGAACAAGAUCAACUUUGCCUUCUUCUUCCUCAAUGCCCUGUGGCUGGUCGCAACCUUCACCCUGCAGGUCUUCGAGGCUGUCCUCUCCAUUAAGAUCCCAAAGUUCAACUACAGCCUUGUGGAAACUGGAGAUAAAAUACAAAUUGAUCCCAUUGCUCUCAUGUUCAUUGUGGGAUUUGCUUUGUCAGUCAUAAUCCAGUUCUUGGCCAUGCUAUACCACAGAGUCUACACCCUGAUCCAUUAUGUGGCCUUUCUGGACACUGAGCCCAGAGAGCAAAAGACAUGAAAAACAAGACUCAUACCAACAAGGCAAAAAGGUUGAUCCUGUCUCCAGUACCACCUCCAUCUCCAGCUCCAGCACCCAGGCGACUCAGAAUUUGACAGUGAAGAUGAGUACUACUCAGACUUGUACUACAGACAAAAUGAUGGAGGGACACUGGUGUAAACACAGACUUAUGCACAAACAUAACUUUUUAGCACUUUGAAAUUUCCAUGUAUGUGAGGUUUUUACCAAAAAUGUCUUUUAUUGUAUGUCUGUUAUUUAUGCUAUGUUUACAUUCAUUCAAGUGCAAUUUAUUUCUAAAGUUGUAGUGAACCAUUUUGUCACAAAGUGCUUUGCUGAAAAACAAAGGACACAGAUUUAACCUGAAAAUGUAUUUUUAAAAAGUGGAAACAACUCAGGGGCAGAACAAGAACAAUACAACCUGUAAAAAUGUCAUUGUGUGUGUGAAUGUGUGUGUCGUGUGCAAAUGAAAGCACCGCACAAAAAAAAUCAGGUCAGUAAAUGUAAAGUAACAUUUUUAUUGCUACUGUAUUUAUGAAAUGUCUAUUAUGUUAUGUUACACUGUAAAUCUUGAGUUUGCUGCUUCUGUAUUUAAUGGACUAAUGUGAAGAGGAAUGAGUGAAGUUUAGAAAUGCUUUAGAUUAUGUGAAGAACAAUAGCACUGUCUGAGUCUACUGUGACAAACAAAUAUAUGAAGCUCUUUUAAUGGUGAAAAAAAGUCAGGGAAAUCUUUUAUGUUUGGUUCUAUGUUUGGCUUGAAUCCUGAAAAUCGGGAAGUCUAUAA
This is a messenger RNA of Lates calcarifer (barramundi perch), 4653 nucleotides long. RefSeq names its product chitin synthase chs-2-like. The coding region runs from base 75 to 3872 and encodes 1265 amino acids. The transcript is spliced from 21 exons. Gene Ontology annotation, molecular function: chitin synthase activity. NCBI's taxonomy places the organism in Eukaryota, Metazoa, Chordata, Actinopteri, Centropomidae. Gene Ontology annotation, cellular component: cell periphery; cell septum. The record is from RefSeq and is a predicted model, not a curated record.